GUGUUUCGCCAACACUGGGGUUAAGAGAGAGAGAGAGAGAGAGAAAAAACCCAAUGUUUUCUUGCUCCCUGCAUGCAGUCAUUGAGAUCUUGGAUGCUGAGUGUUGCUGCUCCGGCAACAUCCGAUGAGAAAUAUAAGCCCUACGUGCUCGCACACGCUCUUGAUAUUUUUGCCCCUCUUCUCUGUUCUCCCUCUUCUUCUUCUUCUUCUUCUUUUUUUUUAAAUGCAGCUUCCUAAAACGUGUUGAUAUAAUUCCAACAUUUUGCUUAUUUUCUGCCUUUUGCCCCUCACUCACCUGUCUCAUCAUGGCUUAUUUUGGUGCGAUUUUAUCUGAUUUUGAAGUGUUUCUCUGCUGUUGGAGGCUGUACCUGUGCCAGGUCGCAAAAAUGACACUUUUGAUUUUCACGUUUAAGGAUUUUGCUUUUCUAAUAGCAGGCAGAGCUCCAGGACUAGGAUGACUGGGAAGACCCAGACCAGCAACGUGACCAACAAGAAUGACCCACGCUCCCUCAACUCCCGCGUCUUCAUCGGCAACCUCAACACGGCCGUCGUCACCAAGGCCGACAUCGAGGCCAUCUUCGCUAAAUACGGGAAGAUAGURGGGUGCUCCGUUCACAAAGGUUACGCCUUCGUUCAGUACGCCAGCGAGAGGAACGCCCGGGCGGCUGUGGCCGGGGAGAACAGCAGAGUCAUCGCUGGACAGUCUCUAGAUAUCAACAUGGCAGGAGAACCAAAACCAUACAGACCGAAGAUGCUCUCCAAGAGACCUCUCUCAUCCAUUUACAGUGGCUAUGAGUUUGACUACGACUACUACAGAGAUGAUUUCUACAGCAGACUCUUCGAGUACCACGGCCGCGUUGUGCCCCCGACCCGAGCCGUCAUCCCCAUUAAACGAUCUCGGAUAGUUGUUCCGUCCAAUCGCAGAGCCAAAUCCUCCUUUCCGGUCAGAGCCUGUUCUUCUUCCUCUUCCUCCUCCUCCUCAUCCUCCCGAGCAAUCAACAUUGGCUCGUCCAUCACUGGCCCUAAACAAUGUACUCGCCAAAGUAAAAGCUGUGACCAGGGAACAAAGGCUUUGCAAAUGAAAAAAAUGAAGACAGACCAGCUCCUAACCAUCAAGAAGGAGCUGUCGCAGAUCAAGACAAAGAUCGACUCACUGCUGGGAAGGCUGGAAAAGAUUGAGAGGCAACAUCGCUCCGAGACCGAGAUGCAGAGGAAACAGGAGGAGGUGUGUGAUCGUCUCCAUGGUGACGCCGAAGACCACUCCGGAGGAGAGGAGGUGGAGGGAACAGCCGAGGUAGAGGCAGGAGAGAUGACGGACGGAGGCGAGGAUGACUUUGAAGAUGAAGGAACCAGCGAUAUGAUAGAGAACCACAUAUCGGACAUCGACAACUGAGUACGCAAAGACGUUGUGACACUGGAUACCAGCAAAAUCCUCUUGAUCAGGGAGGUGUGUUUAAAGUGAAAGGAGACAACGCAGGAAGUGACUGACRGCAGAGGAAGAUGUUUUCAGACGUGUUGCAGCUUGUUUGCCUCAUCCAAACAUCRCCUCCUGAUGUGUGCUUUAUCAAAAUGCGGGAUAUAAAUAUUCUCCAGACUACUGCAAGAUGCAAAGAGCAUUGAAUAUUCUCAAGUCAGAACGGUUGCUUUUCUAAAAAAAAAAAACAUGCAGGCAAACGCAGUAUAUUGUGUGCUUAUCAUCUAUUGUUCUGUAUUGUGCAUAUAAAAUACAGUUAUGUGAACCGAAGAACAUGAAAUGUUCUCUUUUUGUUGUAUUUUGCUGUAUGUUCAUGUUUCUGUGAGUCAGCCACACUGCAGGGAGAGAGAUGAAUAUGAAUGUAAGUUAAUCUCGUAUWCUUUGGCACCUGAUGACAAUGUGAUUUGUUUUAAUUGUACAUUUGGGUGAAAUCUAGACAUGAUUUCUGCUGUUUCACGCUGUAUUGGAUGCAUACCAUGUUUCUCAUUUGUUGUUCACAAUAAGGAGCUUUUUWACAUUUAUUUAUAUUCUUUUCAUAGUGAUCCGAAGAAUUGUUUUCAGCAUGUUCAAGGUGUGACUAUUACGGAUAAUUUGUACUCAUUGCAUCUGUUGUACAGUCAUGGAUGAUAAGAAUUUUUGAAAUAAAUCUGCCUCCCAUYCUUGAAAA
Poecilia reticulata (guppy) is the source of this 2141-nucleotide messenger RNA. RefSeq names its product RNA-binding Raly-like protein. The record is from RefSeq and is a predicted model, not a curated record. Lineage: Eukaryota; Metazoa; Chordata; Actinopteri; Cyprinodontiformes; Poeciliidae. Gene Ontology annotation, molecular function: RNA binding. Gene Ontology annotation, cellular component: nucleus.